AUGUGGGUGCCCAGGGACACUCUCCCCGUGCCUGCUAUCACGAUAUAUGGGUACCUUGCUACCUCCCAUCCUGUGACUCCUGUCACGAUAUUUUGGGCUGUUUUGUUUCCCGUGCAGUGGAACGAGAUCACCAAGUACUUCCGAGCGGGAAUGCCCCUGAGGAAACACAGGCAACACUUCAGGAAGCACGGGAGCUGUUUCACUGCCUCGGAAGCUGUGGAUUGGCUCCAUGAGGUCCUCAGGAAUAACAGCAACUUCGGCCCCGAGGUGACCAGGCAGCAAACGGUGCAGUUACUGAGGAAAUUUCUCAAGAACCACGUCAUUGAGGAUAUAAAAGGGAGGUGGGGAGCUGAAAACCUGGAAGACAAUGGUGCCUUGUACAGAUUUCCUUCAACAUCUCCAGUUAAACCUCUACCAAGCCCACCAAGAGAGAACUUGGAAAACUUCCCUACAGACAAAGAAAAACUUUUUAAAUUGCCCCAUUUAUCCAAGAGGACUUUGAAAAAACACGAGUUACUGCAGUCCCUGGAAAACCUAGAAAAAACAAGGCCUGAUGUGAUAAAAGAGAACAAGGAAGACACACUACAGAGGAAGGAAAUAAGCCAGCAAUAUGUGCAAGAAACUUGGAGAAAUAUCAUUCUGAUACAUUUGCAGACCAUCCUGGGCCUCCCGUCGCUGGAGGAGGUUCUGCAACCAGCACAGGUGGUCCCUGAGCACGUCAUGUACAACAUGAGCAACACCAGCAAACACGGGGUGGUGAUUCUGCAGAACAAGUCAGAAGACCUCCCUCACUGGGUGCUGUCAGCUAUGAAGUGCCUCGCAUACUGGCCCAGAAACAAUGACAUGAGCCAAGCAACUUACAGUGGGUUUGAACGGGACGUGUUCAGAACAGUUGCUGAUUAUUUUCUCAGUCUCCCUGAGCCAUUACUUACUUUUGAAUACUAUGAACUUUUUGUUAAUAUUUUAGAUCUCCUGCAGCCUCACUUGGAAAGGAUUGCUGUGGAAGCUCUGCAGAUCUGCUGUUUGCUGCUCCCACCCCCAAACCGUAGGAGGCUCCAGCUCCUGAUGCGGAUGAUCACCCGGAUCAGUGGGAAUGUUGACAUGCCACGGCUGCACAAUGCCAUGGGCAACAGGUCCUUGCUGAUCCAGACAUUUUCCCGCUGCGUGCUGCGCUGUGCAGAGGAAGUGGACCUGGAUGAGCUGCUUUCUACACGACUGGUUUCAUUUCUGAUGGACCAUCAGCAGGAAAUAUUCCAGGUCCCAACUCACCUGCAGGUCGCUGUGCGAGACCACCUUGAAUACGCGAGGGUGGCUCAGUGCAAAUGUCCCAAGGAAGAAAUUUGUGCCAUAUUGCCAACGUAUUCCUACUGCAAACAAAUCACUCCUCAGGAGUUCGAGGAACAAAAGGUUUCUACCUCUCAAGCUGCAGUGGCAGAGCUCUUGGAGAACAUUAUCAAGGAUAAAAACUUGUCUGUGAAGGACAAAAAGAAAAAGUUAAAGCAGUUCCAGAGGGAAUACCCCCAGAUCUACCAGAGCAGGUUUCCAACGACGGAGAGCGAAGCGAUGCUGCUGGAGAACAAACCCACCAUCAAGCAGCCCAUGCUCAGCCUGAGGAAACCCAGGUUUCGGAGCCUGAGGUAUUAAUGUCACCACACUUGAGGCAUUUAUUUCCUGGAUGUGAGUCUGAAUGAUUCACCAGAGGAGUUGCUGCAGGAAUUUGAUGCUGGAUCUGUGUAGAAGGAAGAAAUGUUUACAUGGAUAAGGUGCUGAAAUGUGCCAAAAUACCCUUUUUUUAUGCAGAUACUUUUGAAUAACUUCUAAGAGAGAAAUAUUUAUCUGUUUACAAAUUAUUACAAUAUAAUGUAUGUAGGAAAAUGUGAAAAUAAGCACAAAGCUGUUGUUAACCAAAAAUUCAUAUAUGGUUUUCUAUGGGAAACUAAUGACCUGCCUCUUGUAACCUUUUAAUGUCUGGUCAGGAAUUUGUGCCAUUUAUUGUAGUUUGUGUAGGUUUUAAUGUCUGUGUAUUGUGACUAAGUGCCUUCUCUAUUCUCAAAAUAUUUGUCUUUAAACAAAAGAAGUUCUGUGAGUUCAGGACCAGGAGAGCCAAAAGAUCACCAUGAAUUAUUAUCUGCCUCCCUAAAAUGCUUGUGUUUAUCUCAUCUGUAAAACUCUCAUUAACUUUUCUAUAUUUAUUUAUAUUAAAAGUCUUUAAGUAUAUUUCUGACAUUUUCAUGGAAAAUUUAUUUUGGAUCUAUUGGUGUGAUUCUCAAAAUGAUAGGAGUGAUGGAUGAUACAGCAAGUG
This is a messenger RNA of Manacus vitellinus (golden-collared manakin), 2302 nucleotides long. RefSeq names its product DEP domain containing 1 (gene DEPDC1). Gene Ontology annotation, cellular component: nucleus; transcription repressor complex. The transcript is spliced from 11 exons. The record is from RefSeq and is a predicted model, not a curated record. Gene Ontology annotation, biological process: intracellular signal transduction. Bases 1 to 1644 code for a protein of 547 amino acids. Lineage: Eukaryota; Metazoa; Chordata; Aves; Passeriformes; Pipridae.